AUGGUCGUGCCCUCUCCAGCAAUCUCACUCGUGCUCCUCGCUGCCUUUGUGGCGGCAGCUCUCGCCACCCGUAGAAAACGACCACUUCCACCGGGCCCAAAGGGGCUCCCUCUCCUUGGGAACAUCUAUGAUGUCCCAAAGAGCCGAGAAUGGCUUGCAUACCAGCGUUGGUCGCAACAAUACGACUCGGAUGUCAUUUACUUGAAUCUUGCUGGAACGCCCGUCGUCGUCGUGAACACGAUCGAUGCAGCCUAUGAACUAUUCGAGAGGAGGUCUGCCUUGUAUUCGGACAGACCAAAAAUGACAAUGUUGAACGACCUUGUGGGAUGUGAUUGGCACUUCGUUUUUAUGGGAUAUGGCAACAGAUGGAGGGAACGACGGAGAGUGUUCCAUCAGUACUUCCACCCAAGUGCGGCAUUGCAGCACAGGCCGAGAGCUCUCAGAGGGGCCAGAGUCCUUCUGAGCCGUCUACUUGACGCACCCGAUGACUUCAUGGGGCAUCUACGCCACAUGGCCGGCUCACUGAUCAUCGGUGUCGCUUAUGGGUUGGAUGUACAACCUAAAGAUGACCCGUACGUAGCCACCGCGGAGCGUGCCCUACAUGCGAUGGCAAUGGCAGGCAAUGCAGGCUCGUUUCUCGUGGACUCGAUCCCAUGGCUCAAGCAUGUUCCUGCAUGGUUCCCGGGAGCGGACUUCAAACGGAAGGCUACGGAGUGGAGGAAGUCUACGACAGCGAUGGUAGAAGUGCCAUUCAAAGCCGUCAAAAAUGCCAUAGCCGACGGCAUGGCGCCCCCAUCUAUGGUUCUCUCUUUACUCGGCACGCUCGAGGAAGAGGAUGAUAGUACACAUAUGGAAAAGCUGUUCAGCGGAGUUGCCGCAGCAGCAUACACGGGCGGGUCCGAUACGACUGUUUCGGCCCUCGGAUCAUUCUUUCUUGCAAUGCUCCUACAUCCUGAUGUUCAGCGCAAGGCUCAAGCGGAGCUUGAUGGCGUUGUUGGGAAUGAUCGCCUCCCUGAUUUUUCUGACGAACAAUCUCUCCCGUAUAUAACUGCUUUGGUACAAGAAGUCCUGAGAUGGCGUCCAGUCACACCCUUAGCUGUCCCUCAUCGCCUUGUCUCCGAGGAUGAGUACCGUGGUUACCGACUUCCUGCGGGUGCAAUUGUCGUCGGCAACGGAUGGGCCAUGCUGCAUGAUGAAAACCGCUUUCCGCAUGCAGACGAAUUUAUUCCUGAACGUUUCUUGACUCCGGAUGGCCAGCUAAACACCGAUAUGAAGGACGCAGAGCUACCGGCAUUCGGAUUUGGCCGACGCAUCUGUCCAGGACGGUAUCUGGCCUGCUCUUCGCUGUGGAUCUCAAUUGCUUCAAUUUUGUCGAGCCUGGAGAUCUACAAGCCGCUAGACGAUCAGGGGAAUCCAAUUGAACCCUCUGGCGAUUACACCACAGGCCUCGUUACAUAUCCGCUUCCCUUCAAAUGCGGCUUCAAGCCGCGCUCUAAGGCCGCCGAGGACUUGAUCCACGCGGCUGUGAUCCAGUUAGACUGA
This is a messenger RNA of Rhodofomes roseus, 1542 nucleotides long. Its product is annotated as cytochrome P450. The transcript is spliced from 13 exons. The record is from RefSeq and is a predicted model, not a curated record. Bases 1 to 1542 code for a protein of 513 amino acids. Gene Ontology annotation, molecular function: oxidoreductase activity, acting on paired donors, with incorporation or reduction of molecular oxygen; heme binding; monooxygenase activity. Lineage: Eukaryota; Fungi; Basidiomycota; Agaricomycetes; Polyporales; Fomitopsidaceae.